Sus scrofa (pig) is the source of this 1092-nucleotide messenger RNA. RefSeq names its product C-C motif chemokine receptor 10 (gene CCR10). Gene Ontology annotation, biological process: immune response; positive regulation of cytosolic calcium ion concentration; G protein-coupled receptor signaling pathway. NCBI's taxonomy places the organism in Eukaryota, Metazoa, Chordata, Mammalia, Artiodactyla, Suidae. The record is from RefSeq and is marked provisional. Gene Ontology annotation, cellular component: membrane; external side of plasma membrane. Gene Ontology annotation, molecular function: C-C chemokine binding; C-C chemokine receptor activity.
AUGGGGACUGUGCCCGCAGAGCAGGUUUCCUGGGGCCCCUACUCCGGGGACUAUGAAGAGGCAUAUUCUGCUGAACCGUUGCCAGAGCUCUGCCACAAGGCUGAUGUCCAGGCCUUCAGUCGGGCCUUCCAACCCAGUGUCUCUUUGACCGUGGCUGCUCUGGGUCUGGCGGGCAAUGGCCUGGUCCUGGCCACCCAUCUGGCGGCCCGUCGCGCUGCCCGCUCGCCUACCUCCGCCCACCUGCUCCAGCUGGCCCUGGCCGACCUCCUGCUGGCUCUGACUCUGCCCUUUGCUGCAGCCGGGGCUCUGCAGGGCUGGAGUCUGGGAAGUGUCACCUGCCGCGCCAUUUCGGGCCUCUACUCGGCCUCCUUCCACGCCGGCUUCCUCUUCCUGGCCUGUAUCAGCGCCGACCGCUACGUGGCCAUCGCGCGAGCCCUCCCAGCUGGACCGAGACCCUCCGCGCCGGGCCGCGCACACUUGGUCUCCGUCGUCGUGUGGCUGUUAUCGCUGCUCCUGGCGCUGCCUGCUCUCCUUUUCAGCCAGGACGGCCAGCGGGAAGGCCAGCGGCGCUGCCGUCUCAUCUUCCCCGAGGGCCUCACGCAGACGGUGAAGGGGGCGAGCGCCGUAGCGCAGGUGGUCCUGGGCUUCGCGCUGCCGCUGGGCGUCAUGGCGGCCUGCUACGCGCUCCUGGGCCGCACGCUGCUGGCCACCAGGGGGCCGGAGCGCCGGCGCGCGCUGCGCGUCGUGGUGGCCCUGGUGGCGGCGUUUGUGAUACUGCAGCUGCCCUACAGUCUCGCCCUGCUGUUGGAUACUGCUGACCUACUGGCGGCCCGCGAGCGGAGCUGUCCUGCCAGCAAGCGCAAGGAUCUGGCACUGCUGGUGACCGGAGGCUUGGCCCUCGCCCGCUGCGGCCUCAACCCAGUGCUCUACGCUUUUCUGGGCCUGCGCUUCCGCCAGGACCUGCGGAGGCUGCUUCGGAGUGGGGGCUGCAGUCCAGGGCCUCACCCCCGCGGCCGCUGCCCCCGCCGGCCCCGCCUUUCUUCCUGUUCGGCUCCCACUGAGACCAACAGUGUCUCCUUCUGGGAUCACUAG